Messenger RNA from Exophiala viscosa, 813 nucleotides. RefSeq lists its product as uncharacterized. The record is from RefSeq and is a predicted model, not a curated record. The coding region runs from base 1 to 813 and encodes 270 amino acids. The transcript has a single exon. NCBI's taxonomy places the organism in Eukaryota, Fungi, Ascomycota, Eurotiomycetes, Chaetothyriales, Herpotrichiellaceae.
AUGCCUCCUAUUCCCGUCCACACGUCCUCGCCCAUUAACGGCAACGUGCCCUCUUACCCAUCGGGUACCUCGCCCAGUACAGCAGCAGCCAGAUACGCACCAGCCAACGCAGACGCCAGUCCUACGACGACAUCAUCAAGCCCAUACCCACAAGCCCGUCCUGGAGCACCUGCUGUUCCACAGCCGACCAACGCCGCGUCAAGCAUGUACAAUUACAGAUUCCAACCUACUGCCACUACCUCACCACCCACCACCACCAGCGAUUCUUCAGGCAGUCCUCCCCCACCACAGCCAGGAGCAGUCCCUUCACCUUACUACAAUGAAUCCCCAAGAGUCACAAUCCCACAACCCCCUCAGCCUGGCGCCCUCCCGCAGUGGACACCUACUACUACCACGCCUGUCCGUCACAAUCUACCAUCGCCAACUCCUACACGCACCCAGCCUGUCCCGCUCCCUGCUCAUCAGCAGUCUCCUUCGCUCUAUGUUCCGUACGGGACGAUACCACCAGCAAGCGUGACAUCGACCCACCCACAGGAUCUAUCACAUCCGCCAGGCUACAUGCAAGACACACGUGCAACCUUCGAGGAUAAGCCCAUUGAACAAUGCGUGCCUUAUGGACAUAGACCAAGUCUGUCAUCAGCAUCUUCGAGAAAAGGAGGCUUGCUCGACGAAACACCAAUCUUCGGCCGGAUAGGCGACAAUGAGUCAACGGUUGUGGAUACUGCGAUGUCCUGGGUAAAAGCCGCAGGGAAAAGGCUAUCGGUCACAGAGCAGCAGAUCUGGAAGCAGAUCAACGAAAUGGGUAAGUCUUAA